Myotis myotis is the source of this 3019-nucleotide messenger RNA. It is a transcript of the gene PELI3, whose product is annotated as pellino E3 ubiquitin protein ligase family member 3. Gene Ontology annotation, biological process: protein K63-linked ubiquitination; regulation of Toll signaling pathway. NCBI's taxonomy places the organism in Eukaryota, Metazoa, Chordata, Mammalia, Chiroptera, Vespertilionidae. The transcript has 10 exons. Gene Ontology annotation, molecular function: protein binding; ubiquitin protein ligase activity. The record is from RefSeq and is a predicted model, not a curated record. Bases 858 to 1946 code for a protein of 362 amino acids.
CCCGAACCUCAGACCUACAGCACCCUGGGAGCCAGGGCUCCUGCAUCCUCUCUUCUGGUGAAGAUGUGCAGCCAGGCGAGGAGCCCAUCAAGUAUGGCGAACUCAUCGUCCUGGGAUGCUGUGAGGAAGGAGGUCUAGUGCACUUUCACUAAAGCCACAGCUGAUUUUCAUGCUACAGAUGAGAAAACAGGCCAGAAGAGAGGAAGUGAUAAGUCAUGUGAUAAAUGGACAAGCCAGGAUUUCAGCUGGGCCCUUCUGAGCCCCAGCCUGCGUCCUGAACUGCCCCACCCCAUAUGUGGAAGGAGCUUACAAGGACUAAAGGCCAGACUCCUCAGCCUGGUUUUCUGGGCCCUUCCACGGACCUCAUCUUCUCCUGUUGCACUUCACCACACGAGUCACCAUGCCCUGAUCUCAUCAAGCUCUGCCAGCCUCAGGGCCAUUGCUUACGAUGAGCCUUACCUCCAAAAGGGCUUCUGCAGGAGAGGCUGGAGUCAGACAGACCCGAGUUCAAAUCUAGACUUUUUCACUUAUUAGCCUGGGACCUCGAGCAAGUCAUUUUACCUCCCUGAGCCUCAAUUUUCCUCAUUUGUAAAAUGGGAAGAAAGACACUUGCUUGGCAGGACAUUGCGCAGGUUCCAUUAGGUAAUUAAUGAAGCACCAGGAACAUGGGCGGCUCCAGUACAUGGCAGCAAUCAAGUCUGUGACUCACCCCAUCCUUGCUUUCCACAUCAUUCCCUCUGGACAAGAGCUGGAAAGGAAGCUACAAUGGUUGUCUAUCAAGUGGGGACAAGGGCCGCCGGCGAAGCCGCCUGGCACUGAACCGCAGGCCACAUGCCAACGGAGUGAAGCCAGACGUCAUGCACCAUAUCUCCACGCCUCUCGUCUCCAAGGCACUGAGUAACCGGGGCCAGCACAGCAUCUCGUACACACUGUCCCGGAGCCAUUCGGUCAUAGUCGAAUACACACAUGACAGUGACACAGACAUGUUCCAGAUCGGCCGCUCCACAGAGAACAUGAUCGACUUUGUGGUAACAGACACGUCUCCUGGAGGAGGGGUGGCCGAGGGCCCCUCUCCCCAGAGCACCAUCUCCCGCUAUGCCUGCCGCAUCCUGUGCGACCGCCGGCCGCCCUAUAUUGCCCGCAUCUAUGCCGCCGGCUUCGAUGCCUCCAGCAACAUCUUCCUUGGAGAGCGGGCAGCCAAAUGGCGGACCCCCGAUGGCCUGAUGGACGGCUUAACCACCAAUGGGGUCCUGGUGAUGCACCCAGCGGGCGGCUUCUCUGAGGACUCGGCCCCAGGUGUCUGGCGGGAGAUCUCAGUCUGUGGGAACGUCUAUACUCUGAGGGACAGCCGCUCGGCACAGCAGCGGGGGAAGCUGGUGGAGAACGAGUCCAAUGUGCUGCAGGACGGCUCCCUCAUCGACCUGUGCGGGGCCACGCUGCUCUGGCGCACGCCGGCGGGGCUGCUGCGGGCACCCACGCUGAAGCAGCUGGAGGCCCAGCGGCAGGAAGCCAACGCCGCGCGGCCCCAGUGCCCCGUGGGCCUCAGCACCCUGGCCUUCCCCAGCCCCGCCCGGGGCCGCACGGCGCCUGACAAGCAGCAGCCUUGGGUCUACGUUCGUUGCGGCCAUGUCCACGGCUACCACGGCUGGGGCUGUCGGCAAGAGCGGGGUCCCCAGGAGCGCGAGUGUCCUCUCUGCCGUCUCGUGGGGCCCUAUGUGCCCCUGUGGCUCGGCCAGGAGGCCGGCCUCUGUCUGGACCCCGGACCGCCCAGCCACGCCUUUGCACCCUGCGGCCAUGUCUGCUCUGAGAAGACUGCCCGCUACUGGGCCCAGACGCCACUGCCCCAUGGCACGCACGCUUUCCAUGCCGCCUGUCCCUUCUGUGGGGCCUGGCUCACCGGCGAGCAUGGCUGUGUCCGCCUCAUUUUCCAGGGACCACUGGACUAGGCUCCCAGGACCCCCUGCUGCCUCGCCCACCUGCCCACCCAGGUCCCCCACCUCCUGCAGCCUAGAGGGAGCUCUGCAUGUGGGACUCUACCUGCUGGCACCUAGCCACACCGCGUGGACACAUCGGAUGGGCUGUGCCCCUCCCCUUUUAACCCAAAGGUGUUCCUGAGGCCCGUACUCCAGCCAGAAUGAUGGGGCCCUCAGCACCAGCUCUGUCCUGGCCUGAUGGAAGAAAGCCCACCCCCAUCCCUGGCCCCUCCUGGAGUGUCUCACAUCAUGCCGCCUACACUGUGCCGCUGGGGGAGUGAAAGGGCCCUGGGCCCCUGACCCCCAGUUUAGGCUGGCUGUGCCCGGAGCCUGCUGACCCAGCUUCAGCUAUUCCCCCUGCUGCUGCCGUGGGGUUCUGUAAACCUUGCUGCUCAGCUGCCCUCACCAACCCCCCGCGUCCCGCAUGUAUGCAGUGCCCCAGCCCCUGACGGAGUUCCAGGCGGGCGGCAGGCUGGGACCAGCAUCUGCUGAUACCACUGUGGUCUCAACUCCAUGCCAGGUGGGUUCUGGGGACACAAAGACAAUCAGGCCUGGUCCCUGUCUGGUGGAGUACACAGCCGAGUGGACGACAGACCGCAUUGCCGAAUGACAGCAUGGCUUCCUGUGUGCCCGGGUCCGAGAGUUACCAGAGGCUGCGGUGCGGGUCUCACCGGCAGGUGGAAAAGUGAGGGAGGGUCACAGGGGAGGUGGCAUAGGAGCUCAGGGAUCCCCCACAGGAAGGGGAGGGUGCCCUUGGCAGGAGGGAGAAGGAACACAGGCUCAGAGGUAAGGAAGCAGGAACUGAGUGGGGUUCAGAGUGGCUGGAGCAGGGGCUCCGGGAGGGCAGGAGGUUGGGGCUGUGCUGACAGGGAAGAUGCUAGAUGGAGGAUUCGGAACCUCAUUUGUGGACAGUCGGGAGCCGAGGGAGGAGAGAGUACUUGCAGUUCCAGAGCUUUGGCUGUGAUAUAAGGGCUACCCUUCCUGAAUGCCCACUUGUGCCCCGCACUGUGCUAAUGAUAAUAAUAACUAUGUUCAUUGAUCACUCA